UCCGGCGCAGAGCCACAGUGGGUAUGCAGACAAUUUAGUCGAUAACGUGCGCGCCUUCCAGUUAUGUAAUACCACUGGUGACAGCAUGCUGUAGCGGUCGGGGCCUCGAGGUGAUGUGAUUUGAGCCGAGUGUACACGCGGGGACAAAACAGUGAGUGCUGUGCACGGAUGUUGGAUUAAAGUGGUCGAAACAGGUUGACCUGCACGAAAAAUGGGAAAGAAGGGUCGCAGGACCAGGUGGCGCACUUUGACUAUCACGGAUGAACAUAGCGACAGUGAAGAAUCCAAUACGACCACAUCGGGUCACCGCGUGCCCAACGGAUACCCGCCAAAGUCCUAUUACUCGCGUUUCACGUAUUCUAGUCAAUCGACGCCCACAAGAAGAUACCAGUGCGAUGGUACGAAAUCGACGAGGUCCAGCAGCACUGCCAGUGAAAACAAGAUUACUUUCAACGAAGGUGAGAAGUUUUUGAAAGAAAAAGACGAGUAUACGCGCAUUACGACUCCUAGACAAGACGUACUAUUCAAAAAGGGUUACUUGAACAAGCCCAAGACCUACCAGACCCAGACGUCAACUGGAAAUUCUACCACAUCCACUGGUAACUCGACCGGUAACGGAACACCGGACCAUCAAUCAACUGAUCUAGAAUACGAAUCGCAAUUCGUCUUCCCGAAUGGUUUCGUCGACCAGAACGGAAUCUAUUACGUCAAUAGCUUCGAACCGUAUCCCGUCAUGGUCUACAACCCGCCCACCUACUACCCGGAGUACACCAACGUCAAGACGAAAAGAUGCAGCACGGGAUCGUUGACGGAGUCGACGAGUCCGAAUAAUGAAGAAACUAGUCAAGAUCUGAGCCAGAGCGAGACACCGAGCAACGUUUCGGAGUUGAAUCAGGUGUACAAUGUGAUUUAUCCGGGAUACUACUAUGGAGCCUGUCAGGCGCAAGAUGCUGUCUGCGAGCCCGAACCCCGCCGCGUGAAAAAACGAAGACGAAGAAAGCUUUCCCGUUCGAAACAAGAGGGCACCACAUCCGAAUCAUCGGAUGAGAUCUUCAGCGACGCGGAAGAAACGAAGACUGAAACUCCGGCAAAAACAAUCGACCAAAAUAAAGACGUGCAAAAAGAAAACGAACUAAAAGAGGAGAAUGUAAAAGAAGAAGAACCAAAAGAAGAAAACGUCAAAGAAGAAACGAAACCCGUUACGGAAGUCGAAGCGACAGCAUCACCUGAAGAAACCCAAGACGAAAACGCACAAAAAGAAGAAGAAUCAAAAGACGGCAAACCCACGAAGUACGACCUCAAACCGGACGCCGAAGAAUUCGUCCCAAGGGCGUACCGCCAACCAGAAACCAUUCCCAUCGAACCAGCGAACGUCCAGUUUAUAAAAAUCCCGUCGAAUUUCGUACCAGUGCCCAUCUUGAACCCAAUGGGCGAAUUCAACGCAUUUAUCCCGCCUGGUAUUCCCAUCAACUUUAUACCUCAGAACUAUGUAAAUUUCGUACCGUAUAAGCAACCAGUCCACGUGACGGACGAAAAAGAAGAAGAGAAGAAGGAAGAAACGAAAGAAACGGUUGAAGUUCCUAAGAACCAGAUCGACAUAGCGAAGAUUGUGUCGAAGCUGGAAGAAGCGGCUAAAGAGCAGGACGAAAAGAAGGAGGAGACGCAAAAGAGUGGAGGCAAAAAGAGGCACAAGUACCAAAAGGUGGAGUUGAGGAGUAGAGAAGAGAAAGUUUGGAAUAAAGUGACAAGUAGUCCGAAGAAGGAAGAAGCGAAGGUGGUGAGAAAUUAUUCGGAUACUUUGAAAAAGUCAGUUGUGCAGCCGUGCGAACGGCAUGAGAGGAAUAUGGAGAAAGCAAAAGCAGGAAGAGUGAGAGAAGCCAAAGAGAAUGUUGUGAAGAGUCACCAAAGAAUGGAAAGAACGCCGCCAAAAUCUACAAACGAAUGGAUUUCGGUGUCGAGGAAGAAGAGAAAGAACAAAAACGUUGAAGAAAUUGAAGACGUUGAAGAGAAGACUGAGCAAGAAGUGGAAGAGAAUUUGGAAAGAAUAGAAGAAACGCCACAGGUACCACAAGAACCAACACCCCCACCAUUACCACCACCGAAAGAGACAAUACAAGAACCCACUACUCCACCACCACCAUCACCACCAUCGCCACCACCGCCAUCACCAACACUACCAAUAGUACAGGAGCCGCCCGUGAUUGAAAUCAAACCCGAAGAAACUAAAGAAGAGAAGAAGCCAAAGAAGAAAUCGAGAAAGAAUCAUACGAAGUCGACACCUCCUGCCAUCACAAAGAGAGUUAUUAUCACCGAUGUGGAUUUGUCGGUGCCGGAAGUAAAAAAGGAGGUUGAAGAAGAAAAAGAAGUGAAAAUUGAAGAGGAGAUUAAACCGAUCGAAGAAGUUAAAGUAGUCGAAGAAACGAAACCAGAAGAAGAAAAAGCACCAGAGAAAGUAGAGGUCGCAGAAGAAGACACAGAGAAAGUGGAGAUCGUCGAAGAAGAGAAGAAGGAAAGUACAGAGAAGAAGUCGAAGAAGAAGAAAAAGAAAGUAGGAACGAAGUCGACAAUUUUGAGCCGCCAGUCGAGCUCGAACAAUGCUCUGAAUGUGUCUGAUGACUCCUAUGACUUCCUUUUGGACGAAUCUCUGGAAAAAACAAAUUUAGAGGUCUCCCAAGAACUCGACAAGAUGAUCCAGCGUGGUAUGUACAGCAGCCUCGAGGAGAAGAUCAAGUCGAUGAACAUCGAGUCCAACGACAACUUCUUCAAAACGAUCAUCAGUAACAUAUCAAGCAGAGAAUCAAGCGUCGAAAAGAACCACCCCUAUAUCAAGACCCCCGAUUUUGGCAGACUGAUGACGACUGCGCCAAUUAAGCCACAACAGACCCCCGACCCGAAACCAGGCGAUUUUUUAGGUGAAUCCACCACCCCCGACAGUUGUGGGGGUGGUGACGCCGCAGAAGCCGCCGCCCCAAGCGACCCCUACCCCAUCACGCGUGCAGUGAAGGAGUGGAUGACGAAAACGCGCGAGACGACCCCGGAUGUGGAGAUCCUGAAGAGUCCCAGCGCCAUCUUCAAGGAGUUCGGGGUCGAUGAUGACGAAGUGACCGUUUACACAUGCGACGACCGGAAGACUUCGGUUUCUUCGGUUGAAGAAGCAGAAGAAGUGCUCGAAACGUACGAGAGUCAAUACGGGAAGAACGAAGACUUCCUGAAGAUACAGGCCGAGGUGGAGGAACUGAAGAACAGCUACCCGAAGCACGGGAACUUGCCGUACCGUGCGAUCUGUUGCAGUAUCAUGUGAUGAAGAAGACUUUACCUAUGUACUUAAGACGUUUCUCUUCCAUCGGUUUAGGUCUGUGGUGAUUGACGUUGAGUGUGACGCACGCAGUCUUGUGCACACAAGAGACUGUUGAGACACUGGUUUGUACUUAUGAUGGUGUCGUCCCUCCCCCUAUCCCUUCUCCUGCUCGAAGAGACUGAGUUAUACGCUUAAGGCAGGACUUAAGUGCGUCACACUGCUACACGAUGUUAAUGUCUCUUUGAGUCUAUUCAUUGUUUCGUAAUGUUGAAUCGUUAUUGUUAUAUAGUUGAUAGGGGAGACGAGUGAGGGCAGUGUCGCGGUUUCUAUUAUAUGGCGGCCGCCGUUUUCCUACAAUUGACGAUCAGUUUUCGUUUUUAGUCGAAUUUUUACCUUGGUUCGAUUCACCUAUCACUAGUGUAAAAACGCCAUUUGCUCAUUUCUUAUUGGUUGUCUAGGAUGUAAUGUAGCGUGCAAUUUAUUUUGUGUGGUUGGGUGGGCCCCCGCCUCCGUUUUGUUCAUGUGGAAAAUUAUCGCGACAAUAUAUAUAUAUAGAAAGGGGGUGUAAAAUUACAAAAAAAAAGACACUGUAUGUAUGUAAGUCUAGUGUUAAGUUUGUUUUGCGCAUGUAUGAAGUUUUUUCUUUUUUCUUUCGUUUGGUUGUUCUAUUAGUUACUUUAUUGUUACAAUGUUUGUUAUUUUUGAGAGUUGUGCCUUUGCAAAAUUUGUAAAAUAAAGAAAAUUACUAAUAAA
Messenger RNA from Zophobas morio, 4051 nucleotides. Its product is annotated as titin-like. Bases 212 to 3301 code for a protein of 1029 amino acids. The record is from RefSeq and is a predicted model, not a curated record. The transcript has 8 exons. Lineage: Eukaryota; Metazoa; Arthropoda; Insecta; Coleoptera; Tenebrionidae.